Messenger RNA from Capronia epimyces CBS 606.96, 933 nucleotides. RefSeq lists its product as uncharacterized. NCBI's taxonomy places the organism in Eukaryota, Fungi, Ascomycota, Eurotiomycetes, Chaetothyriales, Herpotrichiellaceae. Bases 1 to 933 code for a protein of 310 amino acids. The record is from RefSeq and is a predicted model, not a curated record. The transcript has a single exon.
AUGUCCACUGCACCAAACCCACCCGAAGAAGGCCAGCAAGACAACGUGAAUCCCGUUAAUGUACGGUCAGGUCCUCCAUCUUGGUCCUUCGAGUCAAUUACCAUUCCUCAACCAACCCUCCGCCAUGACCCGUCUCAUCCUGUCGCGCACCACAGUACUCUUGCGCCACGGAAUCCCACAUCAGGAACCGCCAUGGUCCAUGUGCAUGGCCAGGCUGUCACCCCACGCCUCUCCAGACGUCAAGCUCAUGCCGACCUCUCGAACUCCGAUGACAACGCCAGAGAGUCGGGCACGAUCAGAAGGAGACGACGGCCUGUUGCCAAUCCGUUCGGUACUAGAGAGGAAAUUGAGUCAGACGGCUAUCAGAGCCCUGUCGCGGACCUGUUUGGCAGAGCCUGGAUUCGUUAUAGAGAGCAUCAGGAGGCUGGUCGAGCAACCGGGACCCCUGCUGAAGUUGAAAGGCAGACGGCUGGAGAUGUCAACAUCCUAGGCACCGGACCGCCAAGGUCUGACGGGGUUGGUCUAGAUAGGACUAUGGCUCUGAACCGCCAGAGAAACGACAUGGAAGAUCGGUCCCUGUUCAUGGCCUUGGAAGCUUCACUCCGCCAGCGCCAGCGAGAAAACCCUCAUGCACACCCGAGAGUCAACCCUAUCGAUCAGCAGUCCACGCGACCGCGGCCGCUCGAAAGUGAGGAAAUGACCGUCAACAUUGCGUGUAAGAUAUGUUGCGAACAAAAAGUUGAUACUCUCCUGGAACCCUGCAUGCAUGUCGCUAUAUGUCACUGGUGCUCGGAAGUGGUCCGCGAACGUGCUCGUGAAUCUGCUCGCCGGCGUCGAAAUGAGCCAGACCGGAGAACGGAUGAGGAGGAUAAAUGGAAAUGUCCCAUCUGCCGACGUGAUGUCACACAGUCAAGAAGAGUGUAUCUGGCGUGA